This is a messenger RNA of Cercocebus atys (sooty mangabey), 2567 nucleotides long. RefSeq names its product CEP295 N-terminal like (gene CEP295NL). Gene Ontology annotation, biological process: regulation of centriole replication. Lineage: Eukaryota; Metazoa; Chordata; Mammalia; Primates; Cercopithecidae. The coding region runs from base 717 to 2381 and encodes 554 amino acids. The record is from RefSeq and is a predicted model, not a curated record. The transcript has a single exon. Gene Ontology annotation, cellular component: cytosol; centriole; centrosome.
GCCCUGCACACACACAUGCUUGGCAGGCUCCUCCCUCCUCUGUCUCUUCCUCCUUUCCUUUAUGAGCAGUUCUCCCUCCAGAGGCCCAGACUUCCUCUUUCACAUCCACCUGUUCUUCUGAAUAUUUGUUUCCAAGGGCUGCCCUUUGCACCCCUUCACCCUUACCUGAAUCCUAACACUUGCCCCUUAGGGUGGGAUUCUCCGUCUUGGCACUGCUGACCUCUCUGGCUGGGUUAUUCGCUGUCUCGGGCAGCCCUCCUGUGCAGUGUGGGGUGUUUAGCAGCCUCCCUCGCCUCCACUCAACUGCAGGCCAGGAGCACCUCCUCCCUGCAUUUGUGACAAUAGAAAAUGUCUCCAGACAUUGCCGAUGUCCCCUGGGAAACAAAACCAUACUCUGUUCAAAACAGCUGCCCUGCAGGCUCUUGUCAAAAGUGUGCAGGACAGAAAUUGGGAGGCUGAGAGUGGGCCCUGGCGGGCACGGGUCAGGAGAACUUGGAGGGGCACAUUUUGCAGCCUGUUCCCACAGUGAGAAUCCCGUGUGCUUGUCUCCAGGGCUUUGCUCACUCUCCUGGGAGCUCUGGAAAGCUGCACUUGUGCUCCCUUCCUCGUAGGUUUGCUGUGCAACAGUCGUGGCUUCUGUGGCUCCUCAGGCCCGGGGGCGCCCCUUGAACCCUCCACUCUUGCUCCAAGCCGGGUUCGCAGACAGGAACAGAAACAUGGACGGAGCCACGUGGCUGAGCCUCUGUCCUGAUAACAAAGCCCCGCUUUGGAGGAAAAAGCACAAAUCGCUACAAGCCCGGGGCACAGGCAACCUCGCUCUGCAGAGAAGAGCGGAUGCCAAGCUGUGGAAAAGCUACCAGCUCCAGCGCUUGGCUGAGGAGUUGGGGAGAGGGUGUCGGGAGGCGCGGUACCUGCACGUCGGAGGCCUGGACCGACUGCAGUCAGCGCGUCUGUUAGGCUGGGGAGGAGGACGGGCCAGGGAAAAUGAGCCCGCCUCAGAGGGGCCCGUCCAGCGGAGAUCAGCCAGGCCCCCAAGGGCCAAGGAGAAGCACAGAGCGGCCCCUAGUGAAGAGAGGAGUUGCAGGGAAGAGUUGGGCCAGCAACACCCCAGGCACUCCAGGCCCCGGAAGACAGCAGCGAGCCCAGAGAAAUCACAGACUACAAAAGCCAUGGGUCAGAUGAAUUCUCACCUGGCCCUGCCUGAGAAGAGAAAGGGAAGGCGAGAACCUUCGACCAAGUCCGGGGGUGGCCGCGGUGCCAUCCACCCUCGGAGGAGCAGGGGGCCGGACCUAGAAAGGCCAGACCCACUCGUGGCUGCUGUGGGAGAAAUCAGGCGUGUGGAGGGAAAAGAGAAAGGAACAGCUCGGGCGGGGAGGAGGUCACUGGGACAGGGGGCAGUUGGCUUUGUUCCAGCCCUGACCAGUCGCUCUCGGGGACAGAGUCCAGAGGGGAAGCUGAGAGACCUCGGGCAGCUGUGGCCAGCUGGUGCCAGCCACAGAAGGGAAGCCGUGUCCCCAGCAUCUCAGUGCACGCUCCGGGAGAAGAACAAGUGGCAGAAAGAGCUGGAGUUGGCCUUUGAAGAGUUGUUUAAUAUAAACAGAAAGCUGAAAAAACACCUGCGCUUGUACCUGGCACUGAAGCCCAGGAUGGACCAGAGCCCCGGGGAAGAGCAUGCCUUCUCAGAGAUGCAAGAAUGCGGCGCUGGGACCCCAAGAGGGAAGAAAACGGCAGAGGCAGAGAUGCUGCCCGCCGGGGAACCCAGGAGCCUAGCAGAGGAGGUGGAGCAGCAGGCAGCAUCCAAGACCAACUUGAAAAUGUUAAUGGGCAAGGUCAAGCCCAUGUUUAGAAAUGGAAGUCAAACAUUGUCUCCUGAGGCAGGUAUAUUUAUCAGUGAAGGGGACUUAUUAUUGUAUAGCACUGAAUCUGGACAAGAGACCCCCAAACUGGGCACGCUGGCAGAGGGCUCCCUUCAGCUCCACCUUCAAGACCAGACAGACAGAGCAGGUUCAACGGCGUCCAGGCAAAGACAGAAAGCAGAGAUGGAGCAGAGAAGACAAAAACAACUGGAAUCGCUUGAACGAACGGAACACCCAGAUAUGAGCUUGGAAAUCCACUACAAGGCUGAGUUAGAAAAAGAGAGGAGGGAGCAAAGAAGGGCUCGACUGGCGCAUCUGAAGUCCUCCUCCACAAGAGCCCGGGAAAGGGAGACAGGAUCUGAGCUCAGCACCACUUCCCCAUCGGGCACCAGCCUCGCCAACGACGACUGGCACAGUCAGAUGAUCCGAGACCAGCAGCAGCAGAUUUUAGAGCAAAACAAGUUGCACAAGCAGUUUCUUGAAGAAGCCAGGAAACGCUUGCAAGAGUUCCAGAACAUAUGCUAAACGCGAGAGGCCCACCCGGGGUAAAUACAUCAUUGAUAAUGGUGAUGCCAGAUCUGAUACCCGAGUCUCUAAGAUCUGUGUUUGCGUCAUUGCCUCAGAGACUAUUAGGCCUCUUUAAAAUGGGCAGUCUGGGGCCAGUGCAGUGGCUCACGCCUGUAAUUCCAGCAGUUUGGGAGGCUGAAGUGG